GGCCAGGCGACAAGAGCCUCAAGACGACGCAGCCCGAGAGAGAUCCUCUUUGGCGAAGAAGGCUGCCCUGUUCAAAAACUCUCGAUUACCACCGCAACUGCCGUCGUUCAGCACUUCUCUCCCAACGUGGUCCAUGAUUUGUCGUGCUGCACACGCAUCGAAUGAUUGCUAUGACUCGCAAGCACGCACUCGACGGGGAACGUACACUCCAGCAGAUUCGUCCAAAGACAUCAAAGCAAUGAUUAUAGACGACCAGCUCAUCGACGACUCUCGAGUCGUCAUCGUCUCCAUACGCGGUACUCAGUUUCGGAGUCUCUCAGAUUGGGCCGUCAACAAGGCGGCGACUGCUGCAAAGCCCGUUGGAUUCCUGGACGACGAGGAGAAUGCAUGCCAUGCGGGAUUCCUUCAGGUCACCAAGGCAAUGGUGGGCCAAGUCGCGGCACAGCUGCAACAGCAUCCAGCUUCCUCGGCGCGGCCUUCCCUUCUGUUCACCGGCCACUCCGCAGGGGGCGCUGUGGCCGCAAUAUUGUACAGCCACAUGCUAUCGACCUCCGUCCACUCGGACUUGACGGCACUCGCAAGUCAGUUUCACAGCAUCAACUGCGUAACCUUCGGCGCCCCACCUCUCUCGCUGACGCCAUUGCCCCGACGCGCCCAUGGGUCUGGUGUUUUCCUAUCCUUUGCAAACGAAGGCGACCCGGUCCUUCGGCUAAGCAACGCCGCCUACGUGAAGUCGCUGGCAAAACUGAUGACCGCGUCGCCCCCUUCAUCCGUCACGAGCGCGACCGCGCCUCCGCCUGUCAAAGUCGUCCGCCGCUCCCGCGGCUCGGCAGUUGUUAGGGUUCAGACCCUUCCCGCCGCGCCGCCGACUCCGUGGGAGGAGCUUCCGCUGUGGCCGACACCGGAUGCUCCGCUGACCAACGCCGGCGACGUUGUCCUUCUCCGCGACCGGGAGAACGGCGGCGCGGCAGCGUCGCGCGUGACGCCCGAAGAGCUGAGGGAAGUCAUCUUUGCCGAUCUCGCGCAGCACACCAGUGAGAUGUACAUACGGCGGGUUAGGGAGGUGGCGCUUGCUGCUAUGAUGGGGAGGAUGUAAAUUAGACGUCCGACAUGGAGUUUGGACUUCAGCUAUGUAGAAUAUUGUUCUCUGAAAGCAUAUUUAGCAGGUC
This is a messenger RNA of Mytilinidion resinicola, 1169 nucleotides long. Its product is annotated as alpha/beta-hydrolase. Gene Ontology annotation, biological process: lipid metabolic process. The record is from RefSeq and is a predicted model, not a curated record. NCBI's taxonomy places the organism in Eukaryota, Fungi, Ascomycota, Dothideomycetes, Mytilinidiales, Mytilinidiaceae. The transcript has a single exon. Bases 239 to 1096 code for a protein of 285 amino acids.